Metschnikowia bicuspidata var. bicuspidata NRRL YB-4993 is the source of this 4630-nucleotide messenger RNA. RefSeq names its product tRNA methylation protein. Gene Ontology annotation, biological process: tRNA methylation. Bases 407 to 4510 code for a protein of 1367 amino acids. NCBI's taxonomy places the organism in Eukaryota, Fungi, Ascomycota, Pichiomycetes, Serinales, Metschnikowiaceae. The transcript has a single exon. Gene Ontology annotation, cellular component: cytosol. The record is from RefSeq and is a predicted model, not a curated record.
UGAAAAUAAGCAGUUCAGCGAAUGACGAAAAAAUACUAAUUGAGGUGUUUAUUGCUUUGAAAUGUUACUUUAUGUCGUUACACACUCUUCAUACACUACGAAGCAGCUGCUAGUCUUUCAUAUCACUCUUACAGAUGGAAUAUGUCGAUGCCCAAUUGCUUUCUUGAGAAAAGUCCACUUGUUUUCAAAAUUUCGAAAAUUCUGACACAUUAAUUGCCAAAAAACGUUUCAGCACAAGGAGCCCAUCGGAGAAUAUUUGUUGUUCAUUUGCCCAUGAAAUAAGGUAAACGGGGUUCCUGCUUCUAUUUACUCUAGAGACUGGGUCGCUCAUCUUUUUCGCACCCGGGACAUGCGAUGCCCAUUUGGCUUGCGACAAGUCUCUUAUUUGGACUGAAGGGCGGUACCCAUGUUGAACACCAAAAAUGAUAUGAUGGAGAGCCCACAUCCUUUUCUUUUUGAAAGUUAUAAAGAAAAUCUUAUAUCAACAAAAGCCGGCAAUAUCCAUGAUAUCUCUGCUUUUAUCGCUGCUUUCUCAGACAUUUUGACGGCUUUGACAGAUGAUGAUUCAUCAGAGAAGCGGUCGGUAGUAGGACUUGAUACCAUGACAAUCUGGUUCACUCGAGGCUUGCAAUUAUUGAAGCUAGAUCCAAGAUUGUUGCUGAGAUUUUGCCUUCCCCAAUUGACUGCACAUUUGGUACAUUUGUUCAACUACGUUUGUCAGGUAUACGAAUCAGGAAACGGCCCAUUUUCGAACGCUGCAUCUGGUCUUUUAACGAAAUUAUUGCAAUUUGUCAACCACGUUUGCUUAUCAGACAAGAACUCGCCUUUGACAACUCAGCUCACAGAGCUGAUCAUGUCAAUUCCAUCGACACAGAAAAGCUUUUUUAAUAUCUCAGAAGUUUUCUUGAAGGAGGUAGAUGACGCCGUUACUGCACUUUGCGGGCAAUAUGGAUCCUUGCCGGAGAAAUGUAUGAAAAUGAUUCGGUCCCCAGCUCUAGCAAAUUCAGUCAGCAAAACUUUUGCAUCAUUUUACACGCAUUUGUACAAUCCAAAAAGCGACACGCAGAAGUACAUCUGCGCAUGGUCUCCUCUUGUCGAAAGAUCCCUCCAUACUGAGAAUGAAAGAUUAAAUGUCAUUAAUCACCUCCUUCCAAAGCUCUUCAGAUCAUGCCCAAGUGAGUUUAUUGGUUGGGUGAAAUCGCUCAAUAUAGAGACAGACUCACACGAGUGGCGUAUACUCAUGCUACCAUUGCUUAAUUGCGCUUACAUAAUCUCACCAAAAAAUGACCCUGUUGCGUCCAAGGCAUUGACUGAAAAAGACUUAUCAUCCUUAUUGAAACAUCGCGAUGAAGUAUGUCGCCGUGACUCGCUUGCCUUGGUUUGCUCUUCAGUGUCUGCAACAAAAGGUCCUCCAGAAUAUGCUCUCAAUAUAUUUCUGGAUCCUUUAAUACUAAACAUAUUCUUUAAGGAAAGCACAACAGCCGAGUCUCGAAGUGAUUUUCACUCUUUGAUGAGAAGAGUAUUUCUCAAUUGCAGAGAAUUUAUCAUAACUCAAGAAAAACGUCUUUCUAAGAAAUCAGAUAUGAUGCUAGAGCGAGAUGUUCAAUCUCUUAAGUCAAGACUUCAAAUAAUAUUUGGAUUUAUAUCCUCUCAAAUCGUGCCUGACUCCUCCUAUUCACAGCUAGCAUUAUCGACAGAUUUCUUAAAGUUUUUUGUCGAAUACGAAUUUGAUGGAGUGCAAAGAGGCUUGAAAAAGGAUGUGAAACUGCGGCUGAAUAUCUUUGAAAUCUUCACCAAAGAGUUAACGGGGACUUUGUUGAGGUUUGUCACCAACAACUAUGACGAUGUAAGACAAAAAUGCUCCUACGUGCUCUGUUAUUGUCCAAUAGAAAUCUUUGAGCUCGUUUAUUGCGAAGAAAUUGCGGAGAAUACCAUGUCACUAUUGUCUUCUCUCAAAGGAAGGCAAAGUGACGGUGGUGCUCAGGUCAUCAAAACCAUCACUCAAAUAUAUAUGAAACACGGGAGUGAUGAUAGUGUUUUCGACUGCUUGCACAUGGUACUUUCAAGGAUGAACACUGCGCUAGAGUCUGAAUUCCCAAUUCAUGGCCACUUUACUGCUAUUAGUGAAAUUUUGGCUUUGAUUUCUCCGAAGUUCUUUGAGCUACAUUCACAAAAAUUGAGUCCAAUUAUUGCCUCAUUGUUGCACACAUCGCUUCAAAUGUGGCAUAUAAUAAAGCCACAAAUGACUCUACCGGCCUCAGAAAUUGAAGAGGAAUAUGAUUCUAAGGCCUGGAGAACUGUUAAGGAGAAUUCAUUCCUAUUAAAAAAUAUCAUGACCCUUAAUGCAUCCAACAAAUGGAAUGUCUUAAACCAGGCUGUCUAUUUAAACAUUUGCGAUAUUCUUAUGGAACAGUUGAGCAGUUUGUCACAUAGAGGGACAUUCUCUGCCAUAUACCCAACUUUCGUAAAAGCCUGUGAGCUAUGUUAUCAAACUGACCUCGACGACAAACCUUUACUUUGGUUGCAGACGAACUUAAAACUUUUGGAAACAAAGGAGCAACUUAUCACCAGAAGAUCUGCAGGAUUGCCAUUUUUGCUCACCGCUAUUUUGAACUCCUGUAUUACUGACCGUCAGAAACUACAGGCUUUUGUCGAAGCUACAUUCUCGGAGCUUUUUAGAGUCGCUCAAAUAGAGUACACACCACUUGAGGACGAGAAAAAUGAUCUCCCACAGGUACAUGCGUUCAACUGCAUGAGACACAUUUUCCGGGAUUCAAACUUGACAAAUGCAGCUCUGGGUUAUCUCGAAAAAGCGUUGGAAAUAUCUUUGAUAAAUUUGGAUCAUUCUGCAUGGGCAAUAAAAAACGGGGCCGUAAUGUUGUUCACUGUCCUACAAGAGAAGCUCUUUGGAUCACAGAAAUUGGGAGAUUUAAAAAGUGCGUCACUUUUUUUCAGCAAGUAUUCAGGGCUCAAGAGCAUGCUAUGGAAUAAACUCAGCGAAUCAAAAAAUGCAAAUGAUGUAUUUCUUGUCUUAUCGAUUCUUCUGAGGCUACAAGCAUUUUCCGAACACGACAACACACUCGAUUCGUUUGUCGACAUUAUCAUAGAUAAAUUUUUGAGCCACAAGGUCUGGAAGAUUCGUGAAAUGGCCGCAAAACUGCUCUGCAUGAUGACAAAUAUCCAAAACUCUUCCAAAAUCAUGAAGAAAUUAAUGACUAUCGAAAGUGUUUCGAGAAAUGGAUUACAUGGAAGGUUGUUGUGUCUACGAGACUUCACAGAGUCAACAAGGGUGUCACAAAUGGACAAGGACCGGUGUGUUCUUCUAGUCGAAAAAUGGUUAAUGAAUGCACAACUCGAACAUGACUGGGUUAACUUGAGAGCAGCACUUUUGAUUGCGACAAAUCACGUCUCUAUUGAAAGUUGUGAAGUUUUGAAGUCAUAUAUUCUAAACAUUCUCUCAGAAGAGAGGCGGACGUUGGAUGGACCAAAAAGAUUGUUUUUAGAGCAAGCAGUCACAUCCGUUUUACAAUCAUGCCAGGAUCUCGAGGAAGUUUCACACCUUUCGAAACAGUAUGCAAGCGCAGGCUUUUAUGAAGCUCAGAUUGCGGUCAUAAAUUAUUGGAAGAGAAACCUCAAACAAUUCAAAAAGGCACUGGACAUCCAUAAUGUCUUUUUUGAUUUGGUUAAUGAUAAUAGUACCUGGGAUUACGUGAAUACUGGGUGUAUGGAAUUGUUGGUGACUUCAGGAGUGCAAAUUCUGAAGUCUUUGAAUCUCAUGGCUAAGUGGACCGACUCCAUGAAGACACUUCACGUGGUUCUUGAAUCUCGCCUGGCGCUUUUCGAUGAAAGUUAUAUCAUCGACUCAGUUGCAAAGUUUGCGGUCGAUGAGCUUCCUGAAGAAAGUAGGCUACAUUCGGUUAUGGCUUGCAAGAACGUACUUCUCGAUCGUGAGACGAAACGAUCGAACACUGCAAAGUUGUGGUAUUUGAUUUACGAGAAACUUAAUGACGACUCAUCAGAUGUAAGGGCAUUGGCAAGCAUUGACGGCAUGUGCGCCGAAACGAGUAAGGCCACCGUUCUUGAUCGCUUAGUUCAGGAUUUUAGCGAUGAGUCAUUUGAGAUGAUCAUUAAAGAGUUGGAGAACAGCAUCAACUUGAAUUUGAGGAACCUAGAGUCUGAACGCAGUAAUAGCCUUUUUGAGAUCGAAAGGUCAAAUCUCUUCUGUAACGAAGUGGUGAUACAUCGAGAUUUUAUCAAGAGCCUCGUUCGACUUGUCGAAAACGAGGAAAAAUUUCAUUCCCGCGUACAAGAAGCUGCAUCUCGUUGUAUUUUGUCCGUCUGGAAGUCGGUGAAAGCCAAUGAAACCCUUAUUUCGACUUGGACUUUUAAUGUACAUUUGGAUUCGGCUAUUCGAAAGGUUUUACAUUUUGAAUUUCUUUGCUCCGAAAAAGACCAGAUUUCUAUUCGUGAGCUCAAAAAGGUUCUUGUGAAAAAUCAAUACUUUAUAUAAUUGAACGGUACAAAUGAUCAGACUAGCAAGAUAAAGAUGCCCUUUCGCAAUUGCACCCAUGCUGAAUACGGUGCGGGUAACCUUUUCCCGCGAACUAUAUAAACGAUAAAAAAAUUCUUC